UGAUGAUGGCGGCGGCGGCGGCGUGGGUCUUCCUGCGGGCUGGGCUGCGCCCGGGGAGGCGGAGACUGGUGGAUUCUCCUCUGCCAGCUGGUGUUCCUAAGCUUAGUUAUCACUAUGCAUCAUCUCACAAGUAUGUUCCCAGGCGAGCUGUGCUGUAUGUACCUGCCGAUGAUGAAAAGAAGAUACGUAAAAUCCCGUCACUAAAUGUAGAUUGUGCAGUGCUGGACUGUGAAGAUGGCGUGGCUCUGAACAGAAAGAGAGAAGCAAGACUGACCGUUGUGAAAACCCUUGAAGAGUUUGAUUUUGGCCAAGCUGAAAAGUGUGUUAGGAUAAAUUCUGUGUCCAGUGGUCUUGCAGAAGAAGAUCUAGAAGUACUUUUGCAGUCCAAGACCCUUCCUUCAAGCAUGAUGCUGCCAAAGGUUGAAAAUGUUGAAGAAAUAAGAUGGUUUUCAGACAAAUUCUUACAUCACCUAAAAGGCCGAACCCUUGUAGAACCAAUGAAUUUUAUCCCCUUUGUGGAAACUGCAGUGGGCUUGCUCAAUUUUAAGGCUGUCUGUGAAGAAUCACUGAGAACAGGAGCCCAGGUUGGCUUUCAUUUGGACGCAGUCGUCUUUGGAGGAGAGGAUUUCCGUGCCAGCAUAGGUGCAACAAGCAGUAAGGAAACUCAUGAUAUUCUAUAUGCCAGGCAAAAAAUAAUAGUCACAGCAAAGGCAUUUGGCCUUCAAGCAAUAGACCUUGUUUACAUCGAUUUCCGAGAUGAAGAUGGACUCCGCAGGCAAUCAAGAGAAGGUGCCUCAAUGGGAUUCACUGGUAAGCAGGUGAUUCACCCCAACCAAAUUGCUGUUGUCCAGGAACAGUUCUCUCCAAGCCCUGAAAAAAUAAAGUGGGCACAGGAACUGAUUUCUGCUUUUGAAGAACAUCAGCGAUUAGGCAAGGCACACCGCACGUGCGGCUGUCGUCCUUACCCUGCUCUUGGUCAGCCUCUCCCUCUGCCAAACCCAAGGCCGGCCUGCGACCCCGCAUCGAUUGCAGCAGGACAUUCAAGGGGCGCGCAGUGCUUCACAGAGACGCCCUACGCAACGCUGGGGCCAGGCCUUCAAUUCUGAAUUCUUCAGGGAAGGGAUCGCAUCUUUGUAUUUGGGAUUUUUUCAAGAAUGUGUCAAAGUGCUGUCAGAAUUACAAAUAAAUUUUUUUUUUUUUUUGGUCUACGGAACUUUGGCAUGUCUUGGUGCACAGUGUUUUAUCAUCAAAAUCCUACCUCAGCAACACAUUUGUAGAUUAAAGCAUCCAAAUAAACAAGCCACAUUUGGCCCUAUUUAAAACCUGUUCCUUCUGUUUAAGACUUAACUACGGUUCCUAGUUAAUUACUUUAAACUGGUCACCGUGGUAUGAGCACAAAAUCCCUAGAAAUACAAAGUGACUCCUGAAACGUGCCCUGGCUCUCAGGUGGCCACCGGCUAGUUCUGCAUCCGCUCGGGGAGAUGCCCCACAUGCAGCGCUCGGGUGGGCUUCACCUUGGCCCCAGAGCAGAUUUGGGCAAUAUUAUCAUGCCAGCCACUUGUUUUUUCAGCUUUCAUCCCAGCCCCUGGCUCUAAGCACAAGCCCAGCCUAUCUUUUGCACCAGAGACCUGAUGGAGAGGUGCAGCAGCAAACCUCAACACACCCCCAAGUCAGGAGAACUUCCCUGCACACACACAUGCACAUACACACGCACCCCUCCAAAAAAAAAAAAAAAAAAAAACCCCUCCUGUUGCUGUUUCCUGACAAAGGUAACACUUCUGGCUUUGCUCUGCAUCUGCAGACAGUUUCACGCCGGCCCUGCAGCCCAGCCCUGGGGGGUGCUGGAGCGGGAUGCUGGACGUGGGGAGCAGAACUGCCCCCCCCCAGCACCAUGUCUGCCAGCACCCCCCCGGCUGGCAAGCACGGCCUGGCGGCUCUUGGCCCUCGACGUUUGCCAGUUAGAGAGGCUGAAACGGGCAGGCUGCACGCUGGGCUCCUCUUUUCUCUCCCUUUUUGCCUCCCCUUUGGAGCACUCGGCACCCACCGCAUUUCUUUAAACGCAUUUGCCCCGUCUAUGUUAGUUUGUCUCCUAAAACUCAUUCAGGAUUCCUGGGGGAGCUGCUGUUUCUUUGCGAACGGAUGUGUUGUUAAAGAAAAAGACAAGCCAACUACGAUUUCCAGAGGUCCUCUCAGGAAGUUUAUAUUCUCUC
This is a messenger RNA of Tyto alba (common barn owl), 2210 nucleotides long. It is a transcript of the gene CLYBL, whose product is annotated as citramalyl-CoA lyase. Lineage: Eukaryota; Metazoa; Chordata; Aves; Strigiformes; Tytonidae. The coding region runs from base 3 to 1106 and encodes 367 amino acids. Gene Ontology annotation, molecular function: (S)-citramalyl-CoA lyase activity. The transcript is spliced from 8 exons. The record is from RefSeq and is a predicted model, not a curated record. Gene Ontology annotation, biological process: regulation of cobalamin catabolic process.